AUGGGCGCGGGGGACUCAAAAUGCAACUGUGGCCUUUGCCACUGCUGUGGCGAUGGGCCCUUGGAGCCCUGGCGCGACUCCGGCGGAUGCAUCCGCAUGCUCAUCAUCGCUUUAGACUAUGACUAUGCGCCCUCCGCCGAGCUAACGUGCACAAAGGAUGCACGCACCAUGUACAGGAUGGCGGGACGUGCCGGCGUGGACGACAUUACCGUCAUCACGGACAAGGCAGGAGUUGGAGAUCCCAGCUUUCCCACACGUUCUUUCGUUCUCCGCCAUAUGCGGCAAGUCGCGAAACGGUGCGAAGAAGGAGACUGGUUUGUGUGGUUCUGGGCGGGUCAUGGCGUGAACGUGCCGGAUUUCAAUGGCGACGAAAAGGAUGGCUUUGACCAGGCCUUCGUCACGCCGGACGUCACUGGACGACUGACCGAAUCUGCAGUCCUCAUCGACGAUGAGUUUGCCAUGGCUUUGGACACCUUUGUCCCAGAUGGAGUUCGGAUCCUUUGCAUCAACGACUGCUGCCACUCGGGGACGAUCUGUGACAUCGAUUCCUUCAUGUAUAAGCACGACAUCUAUUCGAUAUCGGCUUCACAAGACAAUGAGGAGGCUGAAGACAUGGGUGAGGGAGGUGUUCUGAGCACAGCACUUCGACGGGCCGUCCGCACCCUCAGCGUGGAGUAUGGAAACCAGGAGUUUAGCAUUAUGGAUGUCUUCCAGCGCUGCAAACGCUUCGCUGUGCGGCUCACAGGUGAGCAGAACAUCAACUUGCAAUACUCUGGGCCCAAGCCCUCUACGGUAGCCUGGCCGCUCUGCUUCCCGUGGUGGACCUACCUCCAGAAGGCCGGCUUGAUGAAAGUUGACAUCCAAGAAUUUGCUGAG
Symbiodinium sp. CCMP2456 is the source of this 876-nucleotide messenger RNA. NCBI's taxonomy places the organism in Eukaryota, Dinophyceae, Suessiales, Symbiodiniaceae. The record is from the annotation of a GenBank genome assembly.